Dovyalis caffra is the source of this 687-nucleotide messenger RNA. The record is from the annotation of a GenBank genome assembly. Lineage: Eukaryota; Viridiplantae; Streptophyta; Magnoliopsida; Malpighiales; Salicaceae.
AUGGAAGGGGAUCAGGAGAAGCAAGAAAAGGAGGGGAGACUGAAUCAGCCACCUCAAAUGACACCCAUGAAGCCAUUGACUCGUGAUGCCUAUGGUGGCGGAAUGUAUGGUAAUGAGCCAGAGCCUAUGCAGGACAGAGACAAACCAUCCAAACCACCAGCCAGUGAGACCCAAAGUGCUGACGGGCCGGCUGAGAAGCCAGAUUUUCAGCCCAAGCACCAACCUCCGCCUUCCACUGGUGACCGAGAUCUUGAUAUCACUGGCCAAUCUUAUAUUCACUUAGACUGUUCUUGUGGUUUGAAAGUGGACACCAGAGACCCUAAAUGGCAUAAGACAUUAACCAAAGUAUUGAAAAGAAUCAGAGGGGUUAGCUACACUAUAGAUGCCGAGGAAGGCACGGCAUUAAUCACAGGUAGAGUGGAUCCAAACAAGCUGCUUAAAAAGUUAUCAAAAGGAGGAAAACAUACAGAUAUCUGUUGGAUUGAGACUGGAAAUAUGAAUAUGAACAAUGCCUACCAGUAUUAUCCCCAUGGAGGAUAUCUUCAACCAGGGCCAGGAUAUCAUCAAGGCUAUCACCCAGGAUAUGCUGUGACCAAUUACUAUCCACAGAGACCACCCCCUCGAUAUGGCUAUGGCUAUGGAUAUGGCUAUGAUCAUCAUAGCUAUCCGUAUCCCACCUGGGCGUAG